GUCAAAUGAACAUAGAAUUUAGCCUCAAGUCGUAAUUGUUCUAUAGUAUUUAAUUCUAUACCUAAUUAUUAGUAAAAAUUUCAUGUUGAAAAGGGUUUAUCAGAUUACAUACAAAUUAGCGAAGUCGAGGAAAGUGUCCUACGAUAUAGACACUAUAUACAUUCAGUCGGCAUUAUGGCCGAGAUAUUGUCACGCGAAAAGGAAUUAUUCAAAAUUAAUCAGGACCUCAAUCUGAUGACAUUGGGUCCCACUGAUGAGCAUGGAAUGGGAAUGGCAAUGGGACAAUCACGAUAUGGCACCUAUCUAAAGCAGAAGGGUCCCAGUACACUGCUCAAAAAGAAGUUAAAUGCCGAGGUGACAGCAGCAAGACCCACAUCAGGACGUGGACACAAAACGAGAACAAACAAAAGUGCGGGAACAUCGCCAUCGACAACGCCUCAGUCACCAAGGGAUAAGGUAACACCUGCCUUGAUGACACAAAUGGCCAGGUCAAAAGGCGCCACCCUCUCCGAGUGGAAACCGAGCAAGGCACAGUGCAAAUAUUCCACCACACAACCAACAAGUCGAGUCGACAGCAGCUUCACCCGUAAGGCGACUCACAAAACCGCAACCUAUGUGAAAUAUCGCAAUCCGAAUUUCACGCAAAGUCCAUCAUUGGAUCUGUUGCUGCGCAAGGAUGAGGAAACGGCGACCAUCACGCAACAGCAACAGCAGCUGGUGGAGAUGGAGGUGGAGGUAACGCAACAACGUGAGACACGUGAGAGCACCACGGUGGUAAAUGGCCAAUCGAAAAAGCAUCUCACACAGGAUAACUUCAUCAGGUUUCUCAAGGCAAAGGUUGUCAUAUUGGAGGAGGAUCAUGGUGCGCUCACUCAGGAAAUGAGCGUACAAAGGGAGCGACUGGAUGAAGCUAUCUUAGCACUACGCAAUGCAGAGAGUCAACGGGAUCAGGCCAUCAGUUCCAAUACCAAACUGUCUGACCAACUGCAGCGACUUGAGCAGCAGCUCGAGGAUGCGAAUCGUCGGCAAAAGGAGCGUCAACUGGAGUACAGCAAUCAGCAGCGUGAGCUGGAGCUGCUCAAACGUGACAACAAGUUGUUAAAGCAGGCCAAUACCAAUCUGGAGAAUCGCUUGGCCCGUGCCAACGAUGAGGCUGAAGCGGCACGCCAGAUGCUCAACCAACAAACGGGAGAUAAACGCGAGGAGCAGGAAUUCCAGCGCAAGGAGCUCAAGGUGCGGGACAAUCGCAUCAAGGCAUUGAAGCGUCAACGGGCGGAUCUCUUAAAUGCCUACAAGAAGCAACUUUUCAUGAUUGACAAUCUGAAGCGGCAGAAUAGUUGCGUCGAGCAGGCGGUGGCCAUUGGUUUUGGAGAGAAGGAGUUCAACAAGGUCCUCGAAUGGAAUAUGUGCAGCAAAAGUACAUUUUAAUAACAGUCUAUCACACUAUCAAUUUUAUGUUUAAUCUUUGUGCGCAUUUAUACUGCUUGUACUCAAACCAUUAUUAUGUAUUUGUAUAUAAAUUAAAUUUGAUGUUAGGACACGCUGAAAUUCCCUCAA
Molecule: messenger RNA, 1557 nt
Organism: Drosophila innubila
Lineage: Eukaryota; Metazoa; Arthropoda; Insecta; Diptera; Drosophilidae
Product: testis-expressed protein 9
Exons: 2
Coding region: 175-1428 (417 amino acids)
Source: RefSeq, a predicted model, not a curated record